AAGAAAUUGACUGACAUGCAGACAUCUACUAUGAUAAAAGCUACAGCUCGCUCUGCUCCAGAUCGUGAACGAGAAAUAAACAACUUAGUUAGAAGAGCUGAUUUUAACAAUGAUGUAUAUGUUCAAGAAUUUGGUCUGACAAUAUCAAACAGUAUGAUGGAAGUUAGAGGUCGUGUUCUGCCUCCACCUAAACUACAGUACGGAGGGCGCGUAAGUUCCCUCAGUGGACAGACGAAGCAGCAGGCUAUACCUAAUGGCGGUGUUUGGGAUAUGCGUGGCAAGCAAUUCUUUACGGGUGUGGAAAUCAGAGUAUGGGCAAUUGCUUGCUUCGCACCACAAAGAACUGUACGGGAUGACGCAAUACGUAAUUUUAUAGCACAAUUACAAAGAAUAAGCAAUGAUGCUGGGAUGCCAAUUAUUGGGCAACCAUGUUUUUGUAAAUAUGCUACUGGGCCUGAUCAAGUAGAGCCCAUGUUUAGAUAUUUAAAAGCAACAUUUUCAUCACUGCAACUUGUUUGUGUUAUAUUACCUGGAAAAACGCCUGUAUAUGCUGAAGUUAAAAGAGUAGGAGAUACAUUGUUGGGCAUGGCAACACAGUGCGUACAAGCAAAAAAUGUGAAUAAAACAUCACCACAAACAUUGUCUAAUUUAUGUCUAAAAAUCAAUGUAAAAUUAGGUGGUAUUAAUAGUAUUUUAGUACCCACUAUUAGGCCGAAGGUGUUUGAUGAGCCUGUUAUAUUCUUUGGGGCUGAUGUAACUCAUCCUCCUGCUGGAGAUAACAAAAAACCUAGUAUAGCUGCAGUAGUUGCUAGCAUGGAUGCUCAUCCAUCUCGAUAUGCAGCUACUGUUAGGGUUCAACAACAUAGACAAGAAAUUAUUCAGGAACUUAGUUCAAUGGUGAGGGAACUUCUUCUUAUGUUUUAUAAAAGUACCGGAGGGUAUAAACCACUCAGGAUAAUUCUUUAUCGGGAUGGUGUCUCAGAAGGCCAGUUUUUACAUGUUUUGCAACAUGAAUUAACUGCUAUUCGAGAAGCUUGUAUUAAACUUGAAGCUGACUACAGACCUGGAAUAACAUUUGUUGUAGUACAGAAGCGACAUCAUACUCGCUUAUUCUGUGCUGAGAAAAGAGAUCAAAGUGGCAAAAGUGGAAACAUACCAGCAGGUACAACAGUUGAUGUUUGCAUAACGCAUCCAACUGAAUUUGACUUUUAUUUGUGUAGUCAUCAAGGUAUUCAGGGCACGUCUCGACCAUCACAUUAUCAUGUACUAUGGGAUGAUAAUCACUUUGAUAGUGAUGAAUUACAAUCUCUUACUUAUCAACUAUGUCAUACAUAUGUCAGGUGUACAAGAUCUGUUAGUAUACCUGCACCAGCAUAUUAUGCUCAUCUCGUAGCAUUCCGAGCCAGGUAUCACUUGGUAGAAAAAGAGCAUGAUAGUGGAGAAGGAUCUCAUCAAUCUGGCUGCAGUGAAGACAGAACACCAGGUGCAAUGGCAAGAGCUAUCACAGUUCAUGCAAACACAAAACGGGUUAUGUACUUUGCAUAAUUCUUCUUUGAACUUUUCUUAUACACAUGCAACUAAUACCACAAAAUGAUAAUCAUCAUAUCUUGCACGUGGAUAUUUCUAGACUA
Molecule: messenger RNA, 1631 nt
Organism: Habropoda laboriosa
Lineage: Eukaryota; Metazoa; Arthropoda; Insecta; Hymenoptera; Apidae
Gene: AGO1
Product: protein argonaute-2-like
Exons: 6
Coding region: 16-1545 (509 amino acids)
Molecular function (GO): nucleic acid binding
Source: RefSeq, a predicted model, not a curated record